AGUGUCAGCAAUUUGUCAGCCUCGAAUUCGGACUUGUGGAGAACAUCGCUUUUCCCGAAACGAAUCGAAUGAAAAAGAAGGAUGGACGUUAUCCGCUUUGUCGCCAUUGUUCAUUGCCUUCACGUGGCACCGUGUUUGUUUAUUUACCCUACUCGAUUUGCUCCUCAUUUACGUUUCUUUUCGUAUUUAAAUCCCAUUCCCUCUCAUUUUCUUCAUCCCGGAGUUUAAUUUUCUUCUGGGUUGUGAAAAUUGCUGAAUCAGGCAAAUGGGUCGCUUCCCAUUUGCCGUUCUCUUUCUCUCUUCAUUGUUUGUUUUGAGGUUUUGUUCCGUUCAUGGAAGAAUUCCGACCACCGUAGAAGGGCCGUUUAAGCCUGUAACUGUUCCGCUUGAUACGAGUUUCCGGGGGAAGGCCGAGGACUUGCCGGAAACUGAUCCGAGAGUUCAGAAGAAUGGGGGCCAAUUUGUGCCGGAGCAGAUUUCUGUUGCUCUCUCUGCGGAUUAUGACUCUGUUUGGAUUUCUUGGAUCACAGGGGACUUUCAAAUUGGAGACGCCAUUCGGCCAUUAGAUCCUGAGAAAGUUGCGAGUAUUGUCACGUAUGGGAAGUUCCUCAUGCCAAUGAAAAACCAAGCAAAGGGUUAUUCUCUUAUCUACAAUCAACUUUAUCCCUUUGAAGGCCUCAAGAACUACACAUCUGGAAUUAUACACCAUGUUCGUCUAACGGGAUUGGAGCCUGAUACUUUGUACCAAUAUCAAUGUGGAGACCCUUCAGCUGCAGAAGAAAUAAGUGAUAUCCAUUAUUUCAGGACCAUGCCUGUUUCUGGGCCUAAGAGUUAUCCUAAUAGAAUAGCAUUGGUUGGUGAUCUGGGUCUUACAUACAACACUACAUCAACAGUAGAUCAUAUUUUGAAGAACCAUCCUGAUCUUGUGCUAUUGAUUGGGGAUGUGAGUUAUGCAAACCUAUAUCUUACAAAUGGCACUGGCUCUGAUUGUUACUCUUGUUCGUUUCCUCAUACUCCUAUUCACGAAACUUAUCAGCCUCGUUGGGAUUACUGGGGAAGGUAUAUGGAGCCUCUAAUAUCCGAAGUUCCAUUAAUGGUGGUGGAAGGGAACCACGAGAUCGAACCACAAGCUGAAAAUCGAACAUUUGCAGCUUAUAGUUCUCGAUUUGCAUUCCCAUCCAACGAGAGUAACUCGUCUUCGACAUUUUACUACUCUUUCAAUGCAGGUGGCAUUCAUUUUAUAAUGCUUGGUGCCUACAUUUCAUAUGACAGAUCAGGUGACCAAUACAAAUGGCUAGAACAAGACCUGGCUAAAGUUGAUAGGAAAGUUACUCCAUGGUUGGUAGCUACAUGGCACCCACCAUGGUACAGCACCUACACUUCUCAUUAUAGAGAAGCAGAGUGCAUGAGAGUGGCAAUGGAAGACUUGCUCUACAAGUAUAAAGUUGACUUAGUUUUCAACGGCCAUGUUCAUGCCUAUGAGAGGUCAAAUAGAGUAUAUAACUACACUUUGGAUCCUUGCGGUCCGGUCUACAUAACGGUAGGUGAUGGAGGUAACCGAGAGAAAAUGGCAAUUGAACAUGCUGAUGAACCCGGAAACUGUCCAGACCCGUCCUCGACACCGGAUGAAUACAUGGGCGGUUUCUGUGCGUUCAAUUUUACAUCAGGCCCAGCUAAAGGAAAAUUCUGCUGGGAUCAGCAACCUGAUUAUAGCGCUUAUCGUGAAAGUAGCUUCGGCCAUGGCAUUUUGGAGGUGAAAAACGAAACUCAUGCGUUGUGGACAUGGCAACGAAACCAGGACUCGUAUAGAUCUGUCGGGGAUAUAAUAUACAUCGUACGACAACCAGACGUUUGUCUCAAUGAGAUGAAGGUACAUACAUACAGACAUGGAAAACAAGAAGAUAUGUGACAAUAUAACCGUGGUACAUAUUGCUGAUAGAGCCCCUGCUGUUCUUAAUUGCCACACAACACUUUGCUGAGCUUUUCAUUAUGUUCUUACUUAGGUUCAUACUGAUGAAUUCAAACACAGGCCGUGAGAAUACAAAGAUAGCUAAAUGAGAAGGUUCAGAAUUAUACUCGGUUUCAAUUGGGUUUGUUUUCUUCUGUGACUCUCGUUAAAGUUCGAUUUUCUCGAGGCAAUUAAUAAUAUAUGACAACGUGAUUUAGCAUUUC
This is a messenger RNA of Cucurbita moschata (crookneck pumpkin), 2172 nucleotides long. RefSeq names its product purple acid phosphatase 15-like. The transcript is spliced from 7 exons. The record is from RefSeq and is a predicted model, not a curated record. NCBI's taxonomy places the organism in Eukaryota, Viridiplantae, Streptophyta, Magnoliopsida, Cucurbitales, Cucurbitaceae. Bases 266 to 1909 code for a protein of 547 amino acids. Gene Ontology annotation, molecular function: metal ion binding; acid phosphatase activity.